AUGGCGAAGGUUCCGAGCAUCGGCAUUGGCGUCUUUUUCGUCGCAUUUGCUUUUCUUCUUUCAGCGAAGCAGAACGACGGCCAGUCAAGUGCCAAUGCAGCCCCCACUCGAGGCCCUAUUCGAUCUCCUGCUGGCUGUACUGGUGGUGCCAGCUGUUUUACAGGUAUUCUUAACCGUAUAAGAAGACCACCUGGUCCUGGACAGCGACAUGGUGGAAGACCUGCUCCAGUACCUCGCCCAGGACCUGUUCCUGGAACACAAUCUGGAUCAUCUGGAUCAUCUCAAGGAAGACCUUCUGCAAUACCUCGUCCAGGACCUGUUCCUGGAACACCUUCUGGGUCAUCUUCUGGAUCAUCUCAAGGGAGACCUUCUGCAAUACCUCGUCCAGGACCUGUUCCUGGAACACCUUCUGGAUCAUCUUCUGGGUCUUCAGUAUCCCCUCUAGAUAUAUCUCUACCAACGCCUCUAGGAACACCUCUAGGGUCACCUGAAGGAUCCUUCCCUGGAACACCUUUUGGAUCAUCUCUUGGUUCAUCUAUAGGAUCCCCUCCUGCAUCAUCUCCUGGAACACCUGCAGCAGAAAGCCCUGGAUCAGGCCAUCAGGUUAUUGCAUUCCACGCCGGAAAAAAUGGUGCACGUGUUGUGGGAGCGAAGCAGAAAAUGAAGAAGAGGACGAACAGAGUGCGUGCCGGUUAAUGAUGGUGAUAUCUUCUGUUCACACUACCCGGCGCAACGAAAGGUGAAACUCCGCUGUUUAAAACCUAAAUAAAUAAGACAAAUUCACG
Rhipicephalus sanguineus (brown dog tick) is the source of this 785-nucleotide messenger RNA. RefSeq names its product tetra-peptide repeat homeobox protein 1. Bases 1 to 696 code for a protein of 231 amino acids. NCBI's taxonomy places the organism in Eukaryota, Metazoa, Arthropoda, Arachnida, Ixodida, Ixodidae. The transcript is spliced from 2 exons. The record is from RefSeq and is a predicted model, not a curated record.